This is a messenger RNA of Myripristis murdjan (pinecone soldierfish), 2746 nucleotides long. It is a transcript of the gene arl6, whose product is annotated as ARF like GTPase 6. The record is from RefSeq and is a predicted model, not a curated record. Lineage: Eukaryota; Metazoa; Chordata; Actinopteri; Holocentriformes; Holocentridae. Gene Ontology annotation, molecular function: GTP binding; GTPase activity.
CCCUCGUCUCCAAGCAACGCGGUGUAAAUAAUUUUUCCACAGGUCCAGGUUGAAGGAGUGGGGAGAGAAAUGAAUGAGACGUUUGUUUAAACCGGUUGUUUGUUGGGCUAAGGGCAGACUAUUGAAUGCAUCUUGGAAGCCAGACCCCAGGGAGUCAUUACAGGAAGAUCUGAUAGACGACUAAUGGUAGUUGGCUAGCCAAUGGGGCUGUUUGACAAGCUAGCAGGACUGCUGGGGCUGAAGAAGAAGGAAGUGAAUGUUCUCUGUUUGGGCCUGGACAAUAGUGGUAAAAGCACCAUCAUCAACCAACUCAAGCCCUCCAAUGCCCAGACGCAAGACAUCGUCCCAACCAUUGGCUUCAGCAUAGAGAAGUUCAAGACAUCAAGUCUUUCUUUCACAGUGUUUGAUAUGUCAGGUCAAGGCAGAUAUAGGAACCUCUGGGAACAUUAUUACAAGGAGGGUCAAGCCAUCAUAUUUGUUAUUGAUAGCGCAGACAAGCUGAGGAUGGUAGUGGCCAAAGAAGAACUGGACACAUUACUUAACCAUCCAGACAUUAAACAUAGGAAUCCCAUCUUGUUCUUUGCCAACAAGAUGGAUGUGAGAGAUGCUCUGUCUUCAGUCAAGGUUUCACAGCUGCUCUGUCUGGAGAACAUCAAAGACAAACCCUGGCACAUCUGUGCCAGCGAUGCUCUGAAAGGAGAAGGUUUACAGGAAGGGGUCGACUGGCUGCAAGAUCAAAUUUCACAAUCAAAUCAGAAUGAUUAAAACGUGAAGGCCUACAGAAGUCAUAUGCCGGAAGUAGAAGCACCAGUGGAUCCAUAAUAACGAAGAGCCUUUUACUGAUCCCCAUAGUCUAUACACACACACACAAAUUCACAUGCCAAAGGUUGAAGUCUGUUUGAGAAAGAAGGGCUGAUCUGUUUUCAGAGAUACCAUGGAAACUGUAAUUUUUUUAACAAGGUAGUUAGGCUGUCACCACAAAUUAUUACCAUACAUUCAGGUCACCGCCACCACUCUUAUACUUGCAUUUAGAAUAGUUUUACUAUCAUAAUAGCAGUUAUGUUUACUGCAGCUAAUACUUCAUGCAGCUCUGUUCAUGUACUAAAUGUCUUAUUAAUGUUUCUCUCUAUCUGAUGACCUGUGGAGUUGUGUUCUGAAGGCUGGACAUCAGCUGAAUGUUUUCUUGAAGUUAUUAGAUUUUGUCUGUUAAAGUACUUCCAGUUCCUAAAUAGUUGUUUCCCUGAGUGGGAACUAGUGAUAAAUAAAAUGAGUGUCAUAAAAUGAAUGUCAAGCUGGUCAUACAAAAUGGUAUCUGUACAAAUCAUAAUUUCAUUAGUGUUUUCAUGAAUGCCUUAUUUCACUGAUCAAAGAAUACAAUUAGCAUUCAGCAUCCUGUUGCAUCAGUGAUACAACACAGUGGCAGAUCUGGUUCUUAAAGUGAUAUGAUAACUAAAAUUAGUAUGCAUAGCUUAGUUUAUGAUUGCUGAACUAGCUCUGUCACUUGAACAUCUAUUUAUCUAGGUGGUGCUCAACCAUUAUUGUACUAACAUAAUUUAUUAUCAGACUAUUUCACAGUUUCUUAAACAUCAAAAUUUGUUUUAUACAAAGUGUAUAUAGACCAGUGGCGAUCUCAAAUUAGACUGUAAAGUUUUUUUCUGGCUAUGGAAAACAAAAGUUAUUGUUCAGAAUUUCUCACAGAACUUUCCUUUGGCCCACAAAUACUUUCACAGCUGAAACUGAACUAAAUUUCCCAGUUAAGGCAAAAACACACAAUUUUUCUUCUGUUUGCAGUUAUGGUGGGAAGUCUUUAUCACAUAUAUCUUACAAAUUAAAUUUUCAAUCCUGUCCAAUAAACAAACAACAAAAGCAAAAACAACAAAGGGAAAACCGGUAACUGACAUUUUCUCAAAAAGUGUUUUUUAACAUUUCCUUUGUCAGGCAGUCUAUCUUUUGUAAAACCAUUUUGCAUCUCGAACAAAUAUGCUUUUUGCAUUUUGUAUCUCUUAUUUAGAAUCUUUUAAGGAGUGCACAGUGCAAUAAUGUUCAAAGCAUGAAACCUUUCAAAUGCUUGUGAAGUGGUGCUUGUGUCUAAUGACAUGGAAGUAAUAUUGUCUUGCCAAUUAAACAUAGAGACCAGAGCACCAAGUCCAAUCCCAGUGUAACAGAAGAUAUGUUGAUAAAACUGGACACUGUCAGUCUCUUUAUCACUAACGCAACUCUAGGUCUUGUAAUUGGUGUGAUUAAGACAUUGACGGCUCAACUAUGUCUUUUUUUUUUUUUUUUUUUUUUUUUUUUUUGAAGGGGCUUUGACAAAGUCCCUUUGUUCAUGCCCUCAAAUCCAAUUUCAUAGCAUGAAUCACUUGAGUUUUAAGGGAUGAAGAACUUGAAGAGCUUAGUGCACCACAUCUGAUUUGUAAAAUAUUACCCAGUUCUGCAUUCCUGCACUCCAGAGGUUCUAGGACCUCACUGUUUGAUAUUUUAGAGUGUAGUGACCAACUGGGAGGGGUUUCAGCAGCUUUUAUACCCUCAUUUUAGCACAUAUUGACAACAGCAUUUCUCUAGACUCUAACCACAGCCCCACCAGUUUCAGACCGACGACCAUCUGGGCACAGGUCCACUUGAGAACCACACAAGUUAUGGAUUGAAUUAUUGAAUUAUAAACUGUAUAAUCAAAUGAAUUGUAUAUAUUGUAUGUAUUCCAGUGUAUGUGUAUUAAUUAUCAAAUAAUAAAUACAGCGAAACAUGA